Biomphalaria glabrata is the source of this 1473-nucleotide messenger RNA. RefSeq names its product fucolectin-1-like. The coding region runs from base 20 to 766 and encodes 248 amino acids. NCBI's taxonomy places the organism in Eukaryota, Metazoa, Mollusca, Gastropoda, Planorbidae. The record is from RefSeq and is a predicted model, not a curated record. The transcript has 3 exons.
AUUGGUCGUGUAUAAUCUUAUGGUGACAGCAGCCACACUUGGACUCUACAACGCUGCCCGGUUCAAGUCAGCCACACAGAGUACGUCUUGGCUGCCAUUUUACGCCAGCCUCGCUGUGGACGGUGACUCCGACCCAGAUGCAACGCAUGGACAUUGUCAGCACACCCAGCAAGAACUAAGACCGUGGUGGAUGGUGGACCUACGUGGUCAGUUCGUUGUGGAGCAAAUCAAAAUAACCAACAGACAGGAUGGCCCGUCUAUCGUUCCAUUAAGACUGAGUAACUUUGAUAUUGAUGUAUUUGAGCAAGAUCCAAGCAAACUUGCCAACUUUGUUGACAUCUCAGGUCAAGUCUGCUACCAUCAAACAGCUUCGCCUGGUGCUGGAACCUUUCUCUAUAACUGCACGUCACCAAUUGUUGGUAGAUAUGUACGCCUUAUUAUGAGACUUGCAAGUAUUGAACACCUACAUGUUUGUGAGAUUGAAGUCUUAGUGAGUAAUUCCAGCUUUGAAGAGGUCUAUUUUAACAGACUAGGGGACACUAAACUGACAAAUGAGCCAAUCAUCACCCUGAUCGUCAGCGACUUGAACAACUGCCUCCAGGAAUGUCUUCAACGUAGGUCAACUCACUACUGUACGGCCUUCAACUGGGUCACGUCAACAAGGUCAUGUCAACUGCUCAGUGUCAACCCUUUCCUAGAUCUGACAGUAAACCUGACAUCCGCUAUAGGAACACAUUUUUAUAGUGAAUAUUGCUAUACUUCGUAACUGGAUCUGUUAUCAUCUGUCUGUAACUGUUUUUAUAUAUCACAUUAAAGUUUUUUGGUGUUUUUUGUUAUCCAGGGUUGAAUUUAAGCAUAAGGAAGCCCAGGGGGGAGAAUUUUUACGAAAGCUUUAAUAAAAAUCAAUUUAUUAAAAAAAAAAACUAUAUAUAGUUAGUCCAUCGUGGUUCGAUGAUGACCACUAUUGUCAUCCAGGGGGGCUGAGGGCUUUGCACUGGGGUUUAAUGCCUCUUCAUGAGGCUGGAGAGACCUAUGUGAGCCCGGAAUGUUCGGCUGCACACUGGGCAGGUUAUUUCAGCUGGAGCUAGUGUCAUUGGCCUUGCUUUUCCUCUCUGGCGCUUUUCUUCUGCCAACGCUGUUCUCUUUUCCUCAUCAAUUUGUGCGCCAGUUUUCACAGCGCGACGCCAUGAUGCUCUGCCAUGUUCUACUGUCUCCCAGGUGGCUGGGUCUAUGCUGAACGCCUUCAGAGAAGCUUCAAGGGUGUCCCUGAAGCGUUUUCUUUGACCACCAUGUGAGCGUUUCAACAUUAAAAGAAUUUUUUUAAAGAAAGAUGCGAAGGCUUCAACAAGAUAUAUUUAUUUGUUUUUAUCAAAGAAGGAGAUGAUAAUUGUAUGUAAACCUGCUGCAACCCUCUAUGAGCUUUAUAAUGAACUUUUUUAGCUUACGGCGGGCAUUAAAAUGAUAUAUGUAGCA